Mercenaria mercenaria is the source of this 5686-nucleotide messenger RNA. RefSeq names its product sodium- and chloride-dependent GABA transporter ine-like. NCBI's taxonomy places the organism in Eukaryota, Metazoa, Mollusca, Bivalvia, Venerida, Veneridae. The record is from RefSeq and is a predicted model, not a curated record. The coding region runs from base 27 to 1874 and encodes 615 amino acids. Gene Ontology annotation, biological process: sodium ion transmembrane transport. Gene Ontology annotation, cellular component: membrane. The transcript is spliced from 13 exons.
UAAUCAGUUUCGGCAAAACAGAAAGUAUGGCUGUUGUGGAAGGACGUGAAAGUUGGAGUAGAAGUGUCGAGUAUUUACUGGCGACAGCAGGAUAUGCCGUCGGUUUGGGAAAUGUUUGGAGAUUUCCAUACCUCUGCUACAGAAGUGGAGGCGGGGCUUUUUUGAUCCCAUUCUUCAUUAUGUUAGUCCUGUGUGGAAUUCCACUUCUGUACAUGGAGAUGGCAGUUGGACAGUACACACAGCAGGGACCUAUAGGUGCCAUAGCAAAACUGUGCCCAUUUUUUAAAGGUGCUGGCAUCGCAACAGUUGUGAUAUCAUUCCUGUUCACCACGUAUUACAAUGUGAUCAUCACGUGGGCAUUUUACUACCUCUUCAGUUCUUUCACGUCAAAACUUCCGUGGUCGGACUGCAGCAAUGACUGGAAUUCAGAUGAUUGUUUUGACGGGAAUAACAAAACUGUGAUUGACCCCAUUACCAACGUCACCACAGUGGUACUAAGGUCAAAUGAUAGUUUGUCCCCCACAGAGGAUUUUUAUGAGCAGCGACUGUUGGAGAAAUCAUCAGGAAUAGAUGAACCAGGUGUUUUACAAUGGGACCUCUCUCUUAUACUGUUGAUGUGCUGGAUACUGGUGUAUUUCUGUAUCUGGAAAGGACCAAGGUUAACUGGGAAGGUGGUAUAUUUUACAGCAACAUUUCCUUAUCUAGUGUUAGUAGUGUUGCUUGUCAGAGGACUCACUCUUCCAGGAGCUGUGAACGGGAUCUUGUAUUUUAUCGUACCACGCUGGAAACUUUUGCUUGAUGCUAAUGUGUGGGUGAAUGCUGCAGCUCAAACAUUUAACUCCCUUGGUAUUGCUUUUGGCGGGAUCAUCACAAUGUCCAGUUAUAACAAGAGGAAAAAUAGAAUAUUGAAAGAUGUGUUAAUUAUCGGUGUAGUGGAUGCGGUCACAUGCUUGCUGGCAGGCUUUGCAAUAUUUUCCAUUCUAGGAUACCUCGCAUAUAACCAGGAUAAAGAUGUAGAGGAAGUGAUUAAAGAAGGUCCUGGGUUAGUGUUUGUGAUCUACCCGGAGGCGUUUACAAGUAUGCCAGUGUCUCAGCUGAUCUCAGCCCUUUUCUUCUUCAUGUUGAUUUGUCUUGGAAUAGACAGUCAGUUUGCCUCAGUUGAAGUUAUCGUGACAACCAUUCAGGACCAUUUCGCUCCUCAAGUGAAGCGGUUUCUACGUCGUAAAGAAAUCCUAGUCUUAGUUGUGUGUAUCAUAUCCUUCCUUUGUGGGCUACCAAAUGUUACUCAGGGAGGAAUAUACUUUUUCCAGUUGAUAGAUUACUAUGCAGCUGCAAUGUCCUUGAUGUACCUUGCUUUCUUUGAAGUUAUAGCAAUUACAUGGUUUUAUGGUGCUAAACGAUUAGCAAGGAAUAUUGAGCAUAUGAAUGGUUCAUCACCAUCAAUUUUCUUCAUUGUCUGUUGGUAUGGAAUAUCACCACUCCUUAUCCUUGGAAUAUGGGUAUUCAGCUUAGUGCAGUACAAACCGUUCAGUGUGGCAGACUACGAGUACCCGGGUUGGGCGAUUGCUCUUGGCUGGCUUAUAGCAGCUAUGUCGAUAAUUUGUAUUCCUGCAGGAAUGGUUCAUUCAGUUGUUACAGCUCAAGGGAAGACACUCUGGCAGAAAUUCAAGAAUUCAUUAAAACCUCAAAGCAUGGAAAAAGAAGAAAUGAAUGGAGAUAUUGGUUUUAAAGACAUUAACAGUGGUACAAACUUUCCUGUAGAUGAUUGUUACUUGGAGAAUGGGCAGAUCAUCUUUAAAGGAAAGUCAAAUCAAGACAACUUGUACCCCAGUCUCUGUGACGAGGUGCAACCACUAAGUUAUAAACAGGUGUGAAUUUUGUGCUGUGUAUUUUGUUUCCAAGAGUCGAAUAUGAUAAAAUGUCAGGGAAAAUCAAGGGAGUUUUACAAAGUACAUCACAAUGAUUUUUAUUUGUUUGAUACAUUUUAGAAACAGCACAUGGUUUUUUUUGUGUUAUAAUGUCUGCAGAAACCCAAGGGAUUCUGCAGAUGUUAAAGCUGUUGGAGCAUAAAACAUGUACUGGUUGGGAACCAUUUUCCAGGCACAUUUUCAUAUUUCAACUCCCUUAUUCCCUAAAAAAUUAUUUGCCAUAAAUGAAGCUAACACUGCAAAAACUUCAGCUCCUUCCACAUCCGAUGUUGUAAUCAGCAUCGCAUUGUGACGUAAAAUAUGGGUUACAUGGGGCCUCAAAUGGGGUCACUAAGAUAAGUUAUUUUUCCCGUCAUGUAAACCAGUAUCCGGACAAAUAUAUUGACAGUGUUUUGUUGUUAAUUUGAUAUCAAAAGAAGUAAUUAAACUAUUUCUACAAAUUUCUUUAUCAUUCAUCUCUUCUAAAUUGCACAUGAAACAUAACCCGACGUUCAAAAGCAGCUACGAAAGCAAACCGAGGUUGACUAUAAAAAACUCGAAUUUCGUCUUGUACGAAUUCUUGAUAAUUUCAAUAGAUAUAGAAUAAAAUUAGUGAAAAAAUCGACAGCCCUGCAUCUUAGCAUGAAAUUAAAGGUAGAACAUGUUAUCAGCAGACAAUCAUUAUGUAGUUUGAUUAUUUCUUCCCCAAUUGAUACCUCGGCAUGUAUUAACUACUGCGCAUGCGCAAUGCUUUCUUCAUGCCCCGUUAAGACAGAAAGUUGUUUUGUAAACUCAGGUGAGUUAUCAUCAAAAACCCAAACAUUAUAUAGCCUUAUAAAAUAGUGGUUUGUUGUAGAUAUGAAGAACAAACAUCUAAAUGAUCUAGAUGAAACAAUUACAUGUCAUUGAUUAACAACAAAUUAAAGCGGAUAUUACAUGUGUCCGGAAACUGGUCCUGUCCGAAAAAUGGUUCCCAACCAGUAAAGAGAAAUUAAUUAAAUGAACAUAAUAUUGAUAAGCAUUCAUGUCCACUCUCACCUAUUUUAACUAUGCCUUUUAGGGCCUAAAUAUAUUUAUGUUUUGCCGUGGAAUAUGCAUAUAUAAAACGUGUAAACAGCAUAUGAUCUUGUUAACACACUUUUACUCUACCGUUCAAACAAAAAACCUGGAAAUUGAUAAUAACAGCUAUUACAUGAUGCAAUAUUUUUUCUAUAAGAUAUGUCCAGAACAUUCCUUAUUGUGCAACAACAGUCUAGUUUUAAAAUAUUUUAUCUUUUUUUUUAGUUUAGGACUAACUCAUUCUUUAUGCCAUCCAUACAAAAAUGCGUUUGUAUUACAUUGGGCAGGAAGCUCCCUGUAUAUAGUGAUUUAAUUGUGCGUUUUGAUUGAGAACAAAAUCUUUUUUUAAAGUAGAAAUCUAUGUUUCUCUGUAUUUAUGUAGGAUGUUUUUGUUUUUGUUAUCCUUUCCAUACAUGCACACUUUAAAAUAAUUUUUACUUUUGUUUGUAUUUCAUAUUAAAUUGUGGUUUGCAUGCAUGACUGUUCAACAUUUUUCAACAUUUUGUGCCAGUAUGUAGGAUUUGUUUUUAUAUAUUCACUGCCGAUUGUUUCUUUUAUCAUUUCAUUUAUAAGUUUCAUAUUGCAUUCAGAUGAACGUUGACAACAUGAACAAUGUAUUUUUCUCAUGCCUUAUUUCCUAAUAUAGACAGCUAUGUUGAUGGUACUCAUCAGUUCAAAAGGACGCCAUAUCUUCUGAACUGCUGUAGGGAUUUUUCAUAAAACAAGCUUUACUAAUUGUUUACCUCAUCAGAAUGAUGUGCCAAGUCCAAGAUCCAGACCACUGUGUCAUUGUCACACUUAGUGGCCAAAUAACUUGUUUUAUGUCUAUCCCAUAUCUUCAAAACAGCUAGAAGGAUUUUCAUAAAUUUAGUAUCCGCUUUUUACAUAUUUAAGAUGACAUGCCAAGCUCAGGUCACUAGGUCCAAAGUCAAAAAUCUCACUUAUUUCAUGUUCACUUAAUAUCUUCUAAACGACUGGCUAGAUUUUAAUAAAUACAGCAGUUUCAGUUUUUAGCUCACCUGUCAUGAAGUGACAAGGUGAGCUAUUGUGACCGCUUGAUGUGCAUCGUGCAUUGUCCGUCGUGCAUCAACAAUUUGUAAAAAAAUCUUCUUCUUGAAAACCACUGGGCAGAAUUUCACCAAACUUCACAGGAAUGAUCCUUGGGUGGUCCCCUUUCAAAAUUGUUCAAAGAAUUGAAUUCCAUGCAGAACUCUGGUUGCCAUGGCAACCGAAAGGAAGAAUUUUAAAAAUCUUCUCGUCAAAAACCAGAAGCUCUAGAGCUUAGAUAUUUGGUGUGAAGCAUUGCCUUGUAGACCUCUACCAAUUCUUUUCAAAUCAUGACCCCGGGUCAAAAUUGACCCCGCCCCAGGGGUCACUUGAUUUUACAUAGGAAAAUCUUAAAAAAUCUUCUUCUCAAAAACCAGAAGACCUAGAGCUUAGAUAUUUAGUGUGUAGCAUUGCCUAGUGGACCUCUACCAAGUUUGUUCAAAUCAUGACCCCGGGGUCAAAAUUGACCCCGCCCCAGGGGUCACUUGAUUUUACAUAGGAAAAUCUAAAAAUAAACCAGAAGGCCUAGAGCUUAGAUAUGUCACAUGUAGCAUUGCCUUAGUGGACCUCUACAAAAUUUGUUCAAAUCAUGACCCGGGGUCAAAAUUGACCCCCAGGGGUCACUUGAUUUUACAUAGGAAAAUCUUAAAAAAUCUUUUCUCAAAAACCAGAAGCCCUAGAGCUUAGAUAUUUGACAUGUAGCAUUGCCUAGUGGACCUCUACUAAAGUUGUUCAAAUCAUGACCCCGGGGUCAAAAUUGUCCCCGCCCCAGGGGUCACUUGAUUUUACAUAGGAAAAUUUUCAAAAAUUUUCUAAAAAUAAACCAGAGGGCCUAGAGCUUAGAUAUUUCACAUGUAGCAUUGCCUAGUAGACCUCUACAACAUUUGUUCAAAUCAUGACCCCCGGGGUCAAAAUUGACCCCUCCCCAGGGGUCAAAAUUGACCCCUUCCCUAGGGGUCACUUGAUUUUACAUAGGAAAAUCUUCAAAAAAUUUCUAAAAAUAAACCAGAAGGCCUAGAGCUUAGAUAUUUCACUUGUAGCAUUGCCUAGUGGACCUCUACAAAAUUUGUUCAAAUCAUGUCCCCCAGGGUUAAAAUUGACCUCGCCCCAGGGGUCACUUGAUUUUACAUAGGAAAAUCUUAACAAAAUUUUCUAAAAAUAAACCAGAAGGCCUAGGUCUUAGAUAUUUGCCAUGUAGCAUUGCCUAGUAGACUUCUACAAAAUUUGUUCAAGUCAUGACCCCCACCCCAUGGGGUUACUUAAUUGUACAUAGAAAAGUCUUCAAAAUUUUCUAAAAAUAAACCAGAAGAGCUUAGAUAUUUGACAUGUAACAUUGCCUAGUGGACCUCUACAAAUUUUUUUUCAAAUCUUGACCACCCAGGGUCGAAUUGACCCAGCCCAGGUGUUACUUUAUUUUAUGUUACUAUAAAUAGCUUAUUUAGUAACUUCUUUAUUAUUGGCCGGAGGGAAAAACUGAGACCACUUUUCUGUGAUACAACAUGGAUGAUACCUCCAAUUUUUAGGUGUAUUUUGACAUAUCUCUACCUUUAAGAAAAUUUCAGCUAUAUUUACUCAUGAUUCUUUUGAUUGAUCUUGAUUAUGAUUUUUUGACCUUCCUGUCCUGAAGUGCAAUGAUAACAGGUGAGCGAUUAUAGGGCCAUUAUGGCCCCUCU